AUGAUUCGAGAAAAUGAAUCAUUGGAACAUUCAUCGAUUACACAACAACAACAACAACAACAACAGCCAGAACAAGAAGAAGAAGAAAUUGUUAUGAAAAAAUCCACAUUAAUCACUGAUGGCCAAUAUUAUGAUCUAGAUUCCAUAUCAAACGAUCUAUUCGAUAAUAUAUUCGAACAUUUAUGUUUGGGCGUUUAUUUUGAUUUUUAUAAAUCACAUAAAUUAAAUUCCAUACGACUUAGAGAAUAUUCCAAUCCAAAUGAUGAUAUUGAUUCAAAAGUUUAUGAAAACACAAAAUUGGACAUAUUUGGUCAUUCAGUGAAUGGUAUUAAAAAACUUGAAUGUGCUUGUCCAAAUUGCUCACGAACAUGUGCCGCAUUUCGUUUGGCACCACAUCUGGAAAAAUGUCUCGGCAUGGGACGUAAUAGUAGUAGAUUAGCAUCAAAAAGAAUUGCAUUGGUCAUAAAAAAUUCCAAUGGAACGAAUAGUGAAUGACAACAACAACUACACAUUUUAGAGCUGGUUUUUUGUGUGUUUAGGUGUUGUAAAUAUAUCUAGACUCAAAUUUUUUUUUCUUCUAAUAUUCUGGUCGGUUAAUAAUUAUUUUUCAUCGGAAAUUUUUCUUUGUAAAAUUUUUUUUUAUUUGUUACACACACCAAUAUAAAAACAAAUUGAAAAUUUUUGCAUAUCUUAUUUGCUACAUUCGUUCACCAAUACUACUACUACCACUACUUAUAAAUACAUUAUAAUUGCAUGAAAAUUUUAUGAAAACCAAAAUUAUUA
Messenger RNA from Dermatophagoides farinae (American house dust mite), 783 nucleotides. RefSeq names its product SAGA associated factor 11kDa (gene Sgf11). Lineage: Eukaryota; Metazoa; Arthropoda; Arachnida; Sarcoptiformes; Pyroglyphidae. Gene Ontology annotation, molecular function: transcription coactivator activity. The record is from RefSeq and is a predicted model, not a curated record. Gene Ontology annotation, biological process: regulation of transcription by RNA polymerase II; positive regulation of DNA-templated transcription. Gene Ontology annotation, cellular component: DUBm complex; SAGA complex.